UUUCAGCAGGCAGAGCCUCUGGAUUAGGAUGACCGGAAAGAUCCAGACCAGCAACGUGACCAACAAGAAUGACCCACGCUCCCUCAACUCCCGCGUCUUUAUCGGCAACCUCAACACGGCCGUGGUAACCAAGGCUGACAUCGAGGCCAUCUUUGCAAAAUAUGGCAAAAUAGUGGGCUGCUCCGUUCACAAAGGCUACGCCUUUGUUCAGUAUGCCAGCGAGAGAAACGCCCGGGCAGCUGUGGCCAGCGAGAACAGCAGAGUCAUUGCUGGACAAUCCUUAGAUAUCAACAUGGCAGGAGAACCAAAACCUUACAGGCCAAAGAUUGGCUCCAAGAGACCUCUUUCAUCACUCUACAGUGGCUAUGAAUUUGACUAUGACUACUACAGAGAUGAUUUCUACAGCAGACUCUUUGAGUACCACGGCCGUGUUGUGCCUCCGACCCGAGCUGUCAUCCCCAUUAAACGUUCCCGGCUAGUUGUUCCGUCCACUCGCAGAGCCAAAUCCUCCUUUCCAGUCAGGGCCUGUUCCUCCUCCUCUUCCUCCUCCUCUACAUCCUCCAGAGCAAUCAACAUGGGCUCGUCCAUCACUGGCCCUAAACAAUGUACUCGCCAAAGUAAAUCCUGUGACCAGGGAACAAAGACUUUGCAAAUGAAAAAAACAGUGAAGACAGACCAGCUCUUAACCAUCAAAAAGGAGCUGUCGCAGAUCAAGACGAAGAUCGACUCACUGCUGGGAAGGUUGGAGAAGAUUGAAAGGCAACAUCGCUCCGACACGGAGAUGCAGAGGAAACAGGAGGAGGUGUGUGAGCGUCUCCAUGGUGAUGGUGAAGACCACUCCGGAGGAGAGGAGGUUGAGGGAACGGACGAGGUGGAGGCAGGAGAGAUGACAGACGGAGGCGAGGAUGACUUUGAAGAUGAAGGAACCAGCGACAUGAUAGAGAACCACAUAUCGGAUAUUGACAACUGAGUAAGCAGCAAAGAAGUUGUGACAACAGAUACCAGCAAAAUCCUCUCGAUCAGGGAGCUGAGUUAGAGGGGGAAGGAAACAAUGCGAGAAGUGACUGACAGCAGAAGAUGAUGUUUUCAGACGUGUUGCAGCUUGUUUGCCUCAUCCAAACAUCAGACUCCUGACGUGUGCUUUAUCAAAAUGUGGGAUAUAAAUAUUCUCCAGACUUCUGCAAAUGCCAAGAGCAUUGAAUAUUCUCACGUCAGAACGGUUGCUUUUCCGAAAAAUGCAGACAACAGCUGUAUAUUGUGUGCUUAACAUGUAUUGUUCUGUAUUGUGCAUAUAAAUACAGUUAUGUGAACAAAAGAACAUGAAAUGGUCUCUUUUUGUUGUAUUUUGCUGUUUGUUCAUGUUUCUGUAAGCCAGCCACACUGCAGGGAGAGAGCUGAAUAUGAAUGUAAACUAGUGUCCUAUUCUUUGGCACUUGAUGAUAAAGUGUUUUUUGUUUAAAUUGUACAUUCGGGUGAAACCUACUCAUAGUUUGGUUAUUGUUGUGUUUCACGUAGUAUUGGAUGCAUACCACAUUUCUCAUUUGUUGUUUAAAUAAGAAGCAUUUGGAAUUUAUUUACAUCCUUUUCAUGGUAAUUUGAAGACGACUGAUUCUUUUUAGCAUGUUCAAGGUGUGACUAUUCUGGAUAAUUUGUAUUCAGUGCAUCUGUUGUACAGUCGUGGCUGAUAAGAAUUUUUGAAAUAAACC
Molecule: messenger RNA, 1706 nt
Organism: Cyprinodon variegatus (sheepshead minnow)
Lineage: Eukaryota; Metazoa; Chordata; Actinopteri; Cyprinodontiformes; Cyprinodontidae
Product: RNA-binding Raly-like protein
Exons: 9
Coding region: 29-970 (313 amino acids)
Cellular component (GO): nucleus
Molecular function (GO): RNA binding
Source: RefSeq, a predicted model, not a curated record